AUGGUUCCUGAUGAUGUUACUGAAGUAACAGUAACAAACCCCUCUAGGACUACUGUAGAUUUGGAGUGGACUGAAGUCAACACUGCCUAUACUUACAUACUGAAAUACAAUGGAGAAGUCAUCCCCAUCACUGACCUACCUGCAGGGAACUCAGUGACAUACACAGUUCACUCUCUCUCUGCUGGGACUAAAUACUCUUUCACUCUCAUCACUGUGUUUGGGGAGCUGGAAAGCACCAGGCGUCUGUUUACAGCAGUUACAGUUCCUGAUGAUGUUACUAAAGUAACAGUAACAAACCCCUCUAGGACUACUGUAGAUUUGGAGUGGACCAAAGUCAACAACAGCAAUGCCUAUACUUACAUACUGAAAUACAAUGGAGAAGUCAUCCCCAUCACUGACCUACCUGCAGGGAACUCAGUGACAUACACAGUUCACUCUCUCUCUGCUGGAACUAAAUACGAGUUCACUCUCAUCACUGUGUUUGAGAAUGUGAACAGUACUGGGCAUGAGUUUACAGCAGUUACAGUUCCUGAUGAUGUUACUGAAGUAACAGUAACAAACCCCUCUAGGACUACUGUAGAUUUGGAGUGGACUGAAGUCAACACUGCCUAUACUUACAUACUGAAAUACAAUGGAGAAGUCAUCCCCAUCACUGAACUACCUGCAGAAGGGAACACAGCGAAAUACAGAGUUCACUCUCUCACUGCUGGAACUAAAUACGAGUUCACUCUCAUCACUGUGUUUGAGAAUGUGAACAGUACUGGGCAUGAGUUUACAGCAGUUACAGUUCCUGAUGAUGUUACUGAAGUAACAGUAACAAACCCCUCUAAGACUACUGUAGAUUUGGAGUGGACUAAAGUCAACAAUGCCUAUACUUACAUACUGAAAUACAAUGGAGAAGUCAUCCCCAUCACUGAACUACCUGCAGAAGGGAACACAGUGACACACACAGUCUCAUCUCUCACUGCUGGAAAUAAAUACGAUUUCACUCUCUUCACUGUAUUUGAGGGAGUGAGCAGCACAGGACUUGACUUUUCAGAGGUUACAGUUCCUGAUGAUGUUACUGAAGUAACAGUAACAAACCCCUCUAAGACUACUGUAGAUUUGGAGUGGACUAAAGUCAACAAUGCCUAUACUUACAUACUGAAAUACAAUGGAGAAGUCAUCCCCAUCACUGAACUACCUGCAGAAGGGAACUCAGUGACAUACACAGUUCACUCUCUCACUGCUGGAACUAAAUACGAGUUCACUCUCUUCACUGUGUUUGGGGAGCUGGAAAGCACCGGGCAUGAGUUUACAGCAGUUACAGUUCCUGAUGAUGUUACUGAAGUAACAGUAACAAACCCCUCUAAGACUACUGUAGAUUUGGAGUGGACUAAAGUCAACAACAGCAAUGCCUAUACUUACAUACUGAAAUACAAUGGAGAAGUCAUCCCCAUCACUGAACUACCUGCAGAAGGGAACACAGCGAAAUACAGAGUCUCAGAUCUCUCUGCUGGGACUAACUACUCUUUCACUCUCUUCACUGUGUUUGAGAAUGUGAACAGUAGUGGAUUUACAUUUUCAGCAGUUACAGUUCCUGAUGAUGUUACUAAAGUAACAGUAACAAACCCCUCUAGGACUACUGUAGAUUUGGAGUGGACCAAAGUCAACAACAGCAAUGCCUAUACUUACAUACUGAAAUACAAUGGAGAAGUCAUCCCCAUCACUGACCUACCUGCAGGGAACUCAGCGAAAUACAGAGUCUCAGAUCUCUCUGCUGGGACUAAAUAUGAGUUCACUCUCGUCACUGUAUUAGAGAAUGUGAACAGUGCUGGAUAUACAUUUACAGCAGUUACAGUUCCUGAUGAUGUUUCCCAUGUAAAUGUGACAAGCCGCUCUGAGACUAAUCUAGCGUUACAGUGGAUGAAAGUCAACAACAACAAUGACUACACUUACAUACUGAGAUACGAUGGAGAAGAGAAGACCAUCACACCAGCUGCAGGGACCACAGUGACAUACACAGUCUCAUCUCUCUCUGCUGGGGCUAAAUAUGAGUUCACUCUCUUCACUGUGUUUGAGGGAGUGAAUAGCACAGGAUAUAACUUUUCCGAGGUUACAGUCCCUUCAGCUGCUGAGGUGACAGUGACAGAUCGUGGAGAGACUGCCUUGACACUGGAGUGGAGCGCAGCAAACAGGAGCCCUGGCACUUAUUACAUACUGAUGGACGACUCUGGACAGAACGAAACAUUUAACGAUGAAUCCGGAACCGAAUCAACUGUGCUGCCUCAACAUGAGGCAGAAGCUGCUGGUCUGUUCUCCAUGGCGACAGCAGAAAAGGGGAGUGAUGGUGACAAUGCCCCUGGCAUCGUGGAGGGAAACAGUGUGUCCUACACUAAGCUGAACCCUGGGGAUAUCUACAUUCCUGCUAUGGUGACCAAUUUCAUCUCUAUCCAUGGAGACUUCUCUGUGACCAUGAAGUGGGAUAAGCCAGUUGGUGUGUGGACUAAGAUCGAGGUGAACGGUAGUGGGAAUAUUGACGAUAAAGACUCAGGAUCAACACUGGUUGUGUCUGGACUUCAGCCGGCUAAAUCCUACAGUUUUAGUGUUACGUCACUCUCUGAAGAAAUGAGGAGUUCACCUCAAUGGAUCAGCUGUCAAACUCAGUCGACGGUGAUCUGGUUACCAAUACUGGUCAUCAUGCUGCUGGCCGUCAUGGCUUUAAUGGGAGUAUUUAUAUUACGGAGAAAGCCCCAGUUACUCAGCAAAGUACACAUGCAGAUGUAUGAAAGGAAUACAGAGAUGGAUCCUUCCCCAAACAUGUUCAAGCCGAUUCCAAUGAAGAAAUUCCCUGACCAUUUCCAUCAGAUGAGUUGUGAUGACAAUAGAGAGUUCUCUGAAGAGUACAUGCAAUUCAACACAGUAGGAACAGAACAGACACAGCGUGAAGCCCUCCUGCCGGAAAACAAGAGCAAGAAUCGAUUCACUGACAUACUACCAUAUGACUCAUCGCGCGUCAAGCUCAGCACACAAGGACCCGCAUCAGACUAUAUCAAUGCCAACUUCAUACCAGGCUAUGGAGGCAAGAACAAGGAUUAUAUAGCGGCUCAAGGUCCACUCCCCUCCACCGUCGCCGACUUCUGGAGAAUGAUCUGGGAGCAAGGGUCAACGCGGAUUGUCAUGGUUACCAACUGCGUAGAGAACGGCAGGACCAAGUGUGAGAAGUACUGGCCCGAAGACCGUAGUCCGUGUCGCCAUGGUGACCUGGUGAUAAACAUGACGUUGGAACACAAGGACACGAACUGGACAGUGCGGGAAUUCACUGUAAAAAAUGAGAGGACAUCAGAGCAGAGGGUACUGAAGCAUUUCCACUUCACGGCGUGGCCAGAUCACGGCGUUCCCGAUGGCACUUCUACGCUCAUCGAGUUCCGCAGCCUCAUCCGGCAGCACAUAGACACCUGUACUUCUCCCGACGGCCCCACCGUUGUGCACUGCAGUGCUGGUGUUGGCAGAACAGGAACUCUGAUCGCUCUGGACGUGUUGCUACAGCAACUGGAGAAGGAGGAUGCUGUAAACAUUGGCAGCUUUGUGCAUCGCAUGAGACGCCAGAGACCUCGCAUGGUUCAGACGGAGUCCCAAUAUGUAUUUCUGCACAAAUGCAUCAAUGACACUCUGACACAGCCUGCCGAGGAGCCACUGUAUAUGAACCAAGGCAUCAACGGAGGAGGAGCGAUAUACGAAAAUAUCGGAGCCAUGUAGCAGUUCCUGGAAGACAUGCUCAGACAGGGGUGGGGAACCUUUUUCAUUUGAGGGGACACUUCAAAUUCCUCCAAGGGCUGUGCGACUCCUCCAAGGGCCAUAGUAUGAACACAAACCAGGUUUCCCCCUGUAAAACAGACCCCACCUUCUCUAGGUCCCCUGAAUAUAACUGUAUUGCAAAUGUGAUUUCUAAGAUUCCUUCACAAAAUGCCAUAUUUCAUGUGAAGCUGCAAAACAUUAAAAUUACAUCGGGGGCCAGAUAAAACGGCCUCCUGGGCCCUUGAGACAUACCGUAGGUUACCCACCCCUGUGCUAAGACAUGCUAUUUUGUACAGUUUAAAUUAUAAUGAGUUCAAGGCAGUCAACAUGUACAGUACUGUAUGUCAUGUGCCUUGUGUUUUGCCACUUGCUCUCAUUAAUCCAGCCUGAUACUGCAUAUAUGUUGUUUGACCUUUGGCGCCUAGAGCGACAUUCAGUAUAACACUGCAUUCAGACUAUUGAGAUGUGAGUUAUUUGUUUGUUUUUUUAAUUAAUUAAAAAUGUGGGUGUUAGAGCUGAAUGAAGAUAUUCUAAUUCAUGAUGAGGGCCCUAGCUUUUACAUGCGACUUAUUUCAUGUUUUUUAUGUGCUUUGAAGGCUGAGAUAUUUAGGUU
Molecule: messenger RNA, 4390 nt
Organism: Engraulis encrasicolus (European anchovy)
Lineage: Eukaryota; Metazoa; Chordata; Actinopteri; Clupeiformes; Engraulidae
Product: receptor-type tyrosine-protein phosphatase H-like
Exons: 22
Coding region: 1-3738 (1245 amino acids)
Biological process (GO): peptidyl-tyrosine dephosphorylation involved in inactivation of protein kinase activity
Cellular component (GO): signaling receptor complex
Molecular function (GO): protein tyrosine phosphatase activity; protein binding
Source: RefSeq, a predicted model, not a curated record